Messenger RNA from Saimiri boliviensis boliviensis (Bolivian squirrel monkey), 389 nucleotides. The record is from RefSeq and is a predicted model, not a curated record. Lineage: Eukaryota; Metazoa; Chordata; Mammalia; Primates; Cebidae.
UCUUUCCCUCGGAGUGGGCAGCGGCCUGUGCAGCAAUGGCCAAGAUCAAGGCUCGAGACCUUCCCAAGAAGCAGCAGGAGGAGCUGCUGAAACAGCUGGGAGACCUGAAGGUGGAGCUGUCCCAGCUGCGCGUCGCCAAAGGGACAGGCAGCACAGCCUUCAAGCUCUCUAAGAUCCGAGUUGCGGGUGUUCUCACAGUUAUUAACCAGACCCAGAAAGAAAACCUCAGGAAAUUCUGCAAGGGCAAGAAGUGCAAGCCCCUGGACCUGCGGCCGAAGAAGGGCGCCAGAUGCCACCGUCUCAACAACCACAAGGAGAACCUGAAGACCAAGCAGCAGCAGCAGAAGGAGCAGCUGCAGCCCCUGCAGAUGGUCGCAGUCAAGGCCUGA